Messenger RNA from Sinocyclocheilus rhinocerous, 2026 nucleotides. RefSeq names its product rho-related GTP-binding protein RhoF-like. Gene Ontology annotation, molecular function: GTP binding; GTPase activity. The transcript has 5 exons. Lineage: Eukaryota; Metazoa; Chordata; Actinopteri; Cypriniformes; Cyprinidae. The record is from RefSeq and is a predicted model, not a curated record. Gene Ontology annotation, biological process: small GTPase-mediated signal transduction. Bases 645 to 1256 code for a protein of 203 amino acids.
UAUAAUCAAAAUAUAUAAAACAUGUGAAUGAUACUAAAAUAGCCUAACACGUGUAAUAGGUGGGUAAAUCUAGUAAUACAAUUAAUAACACUUUUAGUUAUGUAAUUGUUAUUAGUAACAAAGUCACACUCUUACAUAAUUCACUUAAUUAUCAACAAAUUGCUAAAAUAAUCACUGCAAUGAUGUUUUUUCUAAUAUCAUCUUAAGCAUACCAUUCAGAGCAACCUCCUGUCCCGCUCCACCCUCUGUAGAUGGGAGAAUGUGAGAAACUUUUCAAAGGACUGUCUCAAUUAACAUGUAGUUAGGAAGUCAACUCUCCUGACCGGCUGGAGGGAGUGCCUUCAUGUACCCCGCCUAGUGAUGGUGCAGACCAUGUGUAGACGAGCAUAGAAAAGAGUCACACAGCCUCAAUUACAGUCACACGCCUGAUCAGGGGUUCUUGAAAACAUAGUCACAUGGUUUGAAACGAAAAAAAGGAGAGAGGAGGAGGAAGUUGGGACCGGAUAGCAGCAUGCUGACCUGGCAGAGUGUUCGUCUCACGUUAUACUCACCCGCCACUCGCACCAAUGAAUUUACCUGACACUUCUGUGCACUUGGGCACCUGUUGGAGGAACUGAAUUGGCCGGUGAGGCCCGCAAAAGGACAUGACACAGAAUGGCACUCAGACUGAUUCUCUCAAAAUUGUGAUCGUCGGAGAUGGGGGCUGUGGGAAAACAUCCCUGCUUAUGGUGUACGCCAAAGGAGAUUUCCCAGAGAAAUAUGCUCCAUCUGUGUUCGACAAAUAUGUCACCACUGUAUCCUAUGGAGGGAAAGACAUUCAGCUGAAUCUCUAUGAUACAGCAGGCCAAGAGGACUAUGACCGCUUGAGGCCUCUGUCGUAUCAAGAAGUAAACCUUGUUCUCAUCUGCUACGAUGUGACCAAUCCGACGUCGUUCGACAAUGUCACGAUAAAGUGGUACCCAGAGGUCCGUCAUUUCUGCCGUGACGUCCCCAUUGUCUUGAUAGGGUGCAAGACGGACCUGCGAAAGGACAAAGAGAAGAUGAGGAAGCUCAAAGCUUUAGAUCUGGUGCCCAUCACCUACCUCCAGGGUGAAGAGAUCAAGAAGCAAAUGAACGCUGAGAUAUACCUGGAGUGUUCAGCUAAAUAUAGAGAAAACGUAGAGGACAUUUUCAGAGAGGCAACAAAGCGAGCGCUAUCGGCCAGAGCUAAAGCAAGACAUCGUCGCAAGAAGAAGAAACGCUGCACCAUCCUGUGACCAUUACCAGAAGGAACACAUUUGUUCAAGUUUUGUAUAUAUGAACUAGGAUAUUUUGUAAAAAUUCCAAAACCAUCUGCAAAGCUUCUCACUAUUGUUUAAGCUUUCACGGAGGAAUAUUUUUCAGGACAUGCUUGUGGUGUGCGUUUUCUCAUAAUCUGCCCACCAAGCAAGGCUUACUCUUUGACAGAGGUCACCAGUGUGUGUGUGAUAAGUUUGUAGUGGUCCACACCACAUCCUUCUGCUGGUGUUACUGAUAUGACUUGAUGGAAUUUGGUCUUCCAUGAUCGUGGAUCCAACAGGAGAUGGAAAAACUGCUGCUGAUGUCUCAGGGAUGACUAUACAUCACAUGGUCACACUUUGAAUUUGGUUACAUUCUGUGUUGUUUAUAAUAGUAACGCACAACUAACUGAAGUAACAGCCACUAUGUUACACUGGGUGUGCAAUUCAUGUUAUCAACUUACACAGCAGUUUUUGAGUUACAGUAUUUUGUGAGUCUAUAUAUUAUAUAAAGCUUUCUGAACAAAAAAGGAGGCCUAUACUGUGGUGUACAAAAAUCCUGAUUUGUAGAAAUAUCAGUCUGUGUGUAGACCACCACCAUUUACAACGUUUUAACUAGGCUAGAAUUUCAUUUUUGUUUCUUUAAGGUUGAUUUACUAUAUCUCGAUAACUUCUUCAAAUCUCACAUAGACACUAGAAAGUGUUGGAUCAGUUGAAAACCAUUUGCCUGAGUGUAGAUUGCACAAAUAAACCCGUGAUAUUUUAAGUUA